Paramecium sonneborni is the source of this 713-nucleotide messenger RNA. NCBI's taxonomy places the organism in Eukaryota, Ciliophora, Oligohymenophorea, Peniculida, Parameciidae. The record is from the annotation of a GenBank genome assembly.
AUGACAUUUAGCGAAUAAAGUAGCAAUAUUACCUGAUUUCUAGUAGACUUAAGCUUUAUGCGUAAAAUUUAAUAGGGCAGUGAACUGUGAAAUUCAAUAUGAGUUCAAUUCAAAUAUAGCCGAUAUUCUUCUAUUGAUAAUCAAUUUAUGUAUAACAAUUAAUUAAAUUAGAUCUUUUUCCAAAAUACGAGUAUCUGCCUUUGUUAAAGUUACUGCAACCAAUAGAGAUUAAACCUAAAAAUAGUAUGACAAUAAUUUCAUCAUAAUAAUAAAUAUUACCUGAUAGGGUUAAAGGAGUGAAAAUUAUGAGAAUUAAUACUAAAUAAUCAAAUUGUGAUAUGAUGAUAUUUCUCAUAUAAAAAGAGAUCCAAAACUUAGAAUGGAUUGUAAUAUAAAAGAUUACAGUUGAAAAGUAUGGGUAUAGAGUUUGCUUUAUUGGUAAUAAUAUGUUCAUAUUCUCACCUUAUGCUACAGAAUAGAUAUCUAUUUUUGAGAUGAAUAAUAUCAAUAAGUAAUUUACCAAGACUAGAGAUAUUACAGUUAAGUGUGGGCCAAAUGAGCAACGUUUAUUUCCUUAACAAUAUGUAUAAUCUGAAUGUAUCCUAUUGAGUAAGAAUGAUGAAUAUGUCAAUUUGAUUAGGAAAAAUAAAAUGGAGAGUUUCUAACUGAAUAAUCUAUUUAAUUCGAAACUACAUAUUUAUUUGGAAGAAUGA